Messenger RNA from Talaromyces stipitatus ATCC 10500, 3002 nucleotides. Its product is annotated as C6 finger domain protein, putative. Bases 1 to 2322 code for a protein of 773 amino acids. The record is from RefSeq and is a predicted model, not a curated record. Gene Ontology annotation, molecular function: DNA-binding transcription factor activity, RNA polymerase II-specific; zinc ion binding. Gene Ontology annotation, biological process: regulation of DNA-templated transcription. The transcript is spliced from 4 exons. NCBI's taxonomy places the organism in Eukaryota, Fungi, Ascomycota, Eurotiomycetes, Eurotiales, Trichocomaceae.
AUGUCCCAGCAGAAUCUCAGCAACGAUGGCCUGGUAGAUCUCGACUAUGACUCGAGAAACUAUCUCCAGGCCCAAAGCUGGCCACUGGCUAUCCACCACAAUCUUCCACGACAAGAUGAUGCUCGCGACAUCACGUCUAUGCAGACAACCGGCCAUGCCUAUGAUCAGUCCAUCCCAACAGGUGCCAAUUUGAUGACCGAAUGGCAGUUCCAGCAGCCGCUUCCGACUCAAGUCCAAUAUCCGCAUGUUGAGACGACUGGUCCUCAGUUCACUUCAAGUUUUGGUGUUCCUUUGCAAACGUCUCCUGUCGACUUUCUACCCGGCUCACAAGCAGCUGCUACUUUGGGUGCCAGCAAUCUCCUCGAUGGCUCGUACCUCUCGCUGUCGGCUCCCGUCGACAUGGGGAUGCCAUUCGCUUAUCCCGAGUUCCAGGAACUCAUGACCUUCCCUAGUGGGCCACUGGAUAUGACUUCAUAUGGAGGCAUUACCCACAAUAUCCCCGAGAGCAGCUCGCCCACGGACACGUAUCUCGAAGUCCGAUCUUUGACCAGUUCCAGUAGUGAUAAUGGCUGGGCGACUGUGGACCAUCGCACCAUUGACCACUUCCACCACGCUGACCAUACAUUGUUCAUCAAUCCUUCUCAAACUUUGCACGACCGAAGCUUGUCUGAAUCCUCAUAUUCGGAUUUUGAGCCGAACCGCGCUUCAUGGGGCAGUAGCUGGGUAGAUGUUCAGCAUCCCAUUAGCUCACCCAGCUCUGACAAUCUUGACUUGAUUUACAACCCUUCUGUGGACCGACGUAUUUCUCUCGACCACGCUUCUCACGGCUCCGUGUCCCCAGUUGCUGUCAGCCCCGUUGCUAUUGUUCGACCAAUCCCAGUUCCCUCCAAGAAGGUUACAUCUCCAUCACAUUCACCCAGAUCAUCCACAUCUUCUUCCUCCUCUUCUUCGUCAUCCUCUCCACCCGCCAGAAAGAAUACUCGCAAGAGCCCUAUAGCCGCCAAGACCGCCGAAACAAAGGUACGGAAGCAAUCUCAAACAGGCAAACCAGAGACCACCGAGAAGCGAAUUGGAAAACGCAAGGGACCUCUCAAGCCGGACCAGAGAAAGCAAGCUAGCGAGAUUCGAAAGCUCCGAGCUUGCUUGCGGUGUAAAUUCCUCAAAAAGACAUGUGAUAAAGGUGAGCCCUGUGCUGGGUGCCAGCCUUCACAUGCUCGUUUGUGGCAGGUCCCUUGUACCCGAAUUGAUAUCAAGGAGAUCGGCUAUUUCAUGAAGGACUGGAAGGCUGACUAUGAGCGUCACGUCACCUUGGGAUUUUCAGUUGGCAACAUCAAGGGUUUCUCCGAGCAGGAGAGGACGCUUUUCGUCACUCAUGGCUACGGCGAGAUUAUGCCUAUCAAUGCUCGUGAGGUCUUUGUUCGGGAUGAAGAAUGUUUCAACAUGGAUUGGUGUGAGACCGUGGAACGGGAAAUGGGCCAUUACCAAGUGUCCACCAUGAAGUUUUCAGCUGGUAUUGAAGGCAUCUCCCAAUCGAAGCUAUCCGACUAUCUGGACCGUCACAUUGACGGUAACGGGAGCUAUGAAAAGUUUGUUGACGACUAUUUCGACGGCACGCCUUUCCUCACCCAGAUGCUGAAAACCGCGUUCCGCUACUAUUUCCGGACCAAGCUGCCGGUCAUCCGCAAGGCCUUGAAACUGAUCUUGGCCUACAAUCUUACACUCAGCGUGACGAUGGUUGAGGGUAUUGGUGAGGACGAGGACUUCUUGGGCAAGAUUGAGGGCGAGGGCUCCCGAUUCCGAGGAAAGACAAUGGCACCGGUCAUGAUCAACUUCCAGAUCAAAUGUGCCAUGGCCAACAUGUGGCGUGAGUUGCAAAAGGAUGUUCUUGAGGAGCUCUCCUCCCUUUACUCGAGUGUAUACAGUGGAGACAGACUCAAGAACUGGCCUACUAUCUUUAUUCUGGCUACUAUUUUACUUGCUGUUUGGGAGGAAAUGCAGUUUGACUGCCAUUACCGUGUUCCUGAUGUCUCUGCUGUCGACAAAUUCUGCCACGACAUGGAGUCGACCCCUGUCGGUGUCAUUGUUGGUCUAUUCCAGGCUAUCUCUCAGAAACUGCCUGCUUUCACCGAUUGGGAGACUAGCAAGCACCAUCAGUUGCUCGCCUCCAACCCUGAUGUCUGCCAAACGAUGACAGAGGUGCGCCAUCACGUUAAGCAGCACGAAUCCUAUCUCCGAAACCGAUCCAACACAAAAUUCAACCGUAACGACUUUGACUGCCUGUCGAACAAAUUCCUGUCUCGACUAGUUAUUCGGGCCAACUGAAAUGAUUUAUGAUCUACGAUCAAACGAAAAGCAAGCUAUCAUUUGAAACUUUUGUGUUAUUUAUGUUAUUAUCAUUGAUCCGAUUGUUACGGUCUUGACGAUAUACAGCGUUGAUGUACGCUGAAAGAGAAGAAUUGUUGAUGAGAGAGUAUGAUUGAUGCCAACGCAUACGAAGCGAGACACAUGGCAUAUCGCCUAGGGGAUUGUCCCUGCCCAUGUUGAUCUUGACGGCCUUUUUGAAUUACGACAACCGCCUUCUUUUCUACCGAAUCCUUUUCAUGAUAGGGAAGUCGAAGAAUUAUUCUUGUUUAUACCGCCAAUCAUGCAGCACCUGUAUGAUUGCGAUUUUAGUGUCGUUUACUUAUUCUAGCGUGGUAUUGAUGAUGACGAGAAGAUCAACGAGACUUAUGAACUGUUGAGUGUUUUUUCAAUUGCAUGAGUUUCAGCAUUGCUGAAAUGAUGUGUGUCUGAUUUUGUCUGUAUUGUUUUGUUGAAUGGACUGGGUUGGAAAUACGGUUUUGUCUUGAAAUUUUCCUUUGUACUUGAUAUUUGUCUCGCAUUUCAGCGAUUUGAGCCACGUGCCAACGAACGAACUACCUGAAUCAAUGACUGACUGCCUGCGCUGCAGGCUAGGUACAUAGUUUUUGAUACCUUGAACAAAGAAAUUAGCUAUUUUAUUC